AUGCCCGAGUGCCCGGAGCUGCACUUGGCCGGACGCUACAUCAACGAGACGUGCGGCGGGGUGGUGUUCUCGGGCGGUGUGGAGCGCUCGGCGGUGGGCAGGGGCCCGGAGGUGCCCUUCUCCAGUGAGGCCUACCGCAUCUCGGCCGCCUCCCGGGGCAAGGAGCUGCGGCUGACGCUGGCCCCGCUGGGCCCCGGCGCGCCCCAGGACCUCGUCUUCCGCUUCGGCAUGUCGGGGUCGUUCCGGCUGUGCCCCGCCGCCCAGCUCCCCCGCCAUGCCCACCUCCGCUUCCUCACCGGCGAGAGCCCCCCGCGCGCCCUCUGCUUCGUCGACGCCCGUCGCUUCGGCUCAUGGCGGCUGGGUGACGCCUGGCAGCUGGGCCGCGGGCCCUGCGUCCUCUCCGAGUACCAGGCCUUCAGGGAGAACGUGCUGAAGAACCUGGAUGACAAGGCUUUCGACAAGCCCAUCUGCGAGGCCCUCUUAAACCAGAAGUUUUUUAAUGGAAUUGGGAAUUACCUCCGUGCUGAGAUCCUGUACAGGUUGAAGAUCCCUCCCUUUGAAAAGGCUCGGACCGUGCUGGAGGCCCUGAAGGAUCAGGAGCAGGCGAGGAGGAAGAAGAAUCCUUCCCUGACGCUGAGCAAGAAGCUGAAGCUGAUGCAGGAGAACCCAGAUCUCCUGGAGCUGUGCCACACCGUGCCCAUGGAGGUCAUCGCAGCAGAGAAAAACCUCUUUGACCCAGAUCACUCGGAUAACUACGCCGCGUUCAAGAACUGGCUGCGGUGUUACUUGGUGCCUGGCAUGAGCUCCCUGCGCGACCGCAACGGCAGGACCAUAUGGUUCCAGGGAGAGCCUGGCCCCAUGGCUCCCAAAGGGCAGCCGUCCCGCAAGAAGCGUGCUCAGCCAAAGGCAGAUCCUGAGGCUCUGACCCCCAAGGUCACCACGCGUGCCUCGAAACGGCGCCCCAGGGCUGCAGCGAAACCCCCGAAGCUGGCCAAAGAGGAGGAGGAGGCGGCGGGUGAUGGGCCGAGGAAGGGACGUCCUCACCGGAGGAAGAAAGCGACUGCUGCUCCGGCCUUGCCCGAGCCGCCGGUCAAAGCUAAAAGAAGCCGCCGGAUGACUGCGCGCAGGGGCAGAGGCGCAGCCCCUGCUGUGUGAGUGCCGCAAGCUGCCCUCCUCCCAAGGGGCGUUUUAACAGCUCCAUUUAGCACUGGGGAGAAACGUGAGCUCUCUACCUGUGCUCACACCCGCUUGCUAGCGCUGCACCCUGCCAGUGCGGGAAGGAGAAGCUGGGCUUGGUGAUGGGGCUGAUUUAUCCAGCGUCCUCCUGCUGUCCCUAGGCAUUUGAGGGGGAUAAGGGCCAUGGACCACACGUUGUGGUGGACUCUGACCCCUUCCCUCUGCCUGAAAGUGGAUUGCCUCUCCCUUCCCCUCCUCCCUUUCUGGCUGCUGCCUGGAUCGCUGUUUUUAGCUA
Molecule: messenger RNA, 1471 nt
Organism: Gavia stellata (red-throated loon)
Lineage: Eukaryota; Metazoa; Chordata; Aves; Gaviiformes; Gaviidae
Gene: NEIL1
Product: nei like DNA glycosylase 1
Exons: 9
Coding region: 1-1155 (384 amino acids)
Biological process (GO): base-excision repair
Cellular component (GO): nucleus
Molecular function (GO): DNA-(apurinic or apyrimidinic site) endonuclease activity; nucleic acid binding; DNA N-glycosylase activity
Source: RefSeq, a predicted model, not a curated record